Messenger RNA from Coniosporium apollinis CBS 100218, 1533 nucleotides. RefSeq lists its product as uncharacterized. NCBI's taxonomy places the organism in Eukaryota, Fungi, Ascomycota, Dothideomycetes. The record is from RefSeq and is a predicted model, not a curated record. Bases 1 to 1533 code for a protein of 510 amino acids. The transcript is spliced from 5 exons.
AUGUUCGGCGGCACAGUACUGGAAACAGAGUUGCCGGAGACUGCCUUUGGUUACUUUCUGAAGGACACUGUCGGGAUCGUAAUAGAUGAAGACAUUGAUUACCUCCCUAGUCUUUCGCCACCAAAGCACUCUUCUCGAUCCUCCACCGUCGGUAGCGACGACUGGACUCAAAAUGUUGUCUCAACACUUACGACUGAUUCCGACACACUCCCAUCAGAGCUCGCGCUGACACAGGCGUACGCUUGGGCUCUCGGAUCUGGGAUCUCGCCGUGCAUCACACCAUCUACGGAAGCCCAAGCGACCGCUUUCUUCUUCCGCAACUUCGUGCUUCUACCUCAAGAAGCUGAGAGCAUGCGAGGGUUUCUGGAGCUCAUUCUCCCACUCUACAAUACCGCCAGUCACUCGUCGCCCCUACAUUCUAUCACUCACUGCGUUGCACUUUCAGUACUGGGAAACUAUCCGGGAAGGCAACACAUGGUCCAAGAAGCCACUGUAAAGUAUGGAGAAGCUUUGCAAAAAGUCCGCGAGGCUGUCAAAAACCCGGAUUUAGCGAAGACUGACGAGACAUUGUUGUCGGUAUUGAUGUUUUCGCUGUACGAGGCCAUGACCUCUACGAAUGACUCGAUCGCAGCAUGGGCCAACCACGUAGAUGGAGCGGUUGCUCUUGCGAAGCUACGAGGAGUGGACGAAUAUCAACAUCCGACAUCUGUGGGGCUCUUCCGCGCCGUCCGAACAAUGAUGCUCACAAGCUGUGUCCAGCAGUCGAAGCCGGUGGACGAUUUUCCAGGGCCGGAGGGAUGGAUGAGCGUUGGCGCUUCGGAUGAGAACGCCGCGAACAGGCUGACAGUGUUGUCUCUUCAAUUGCCAGAAAUCCGGGCCCGCAGCAAGGCGCUUGUAAACCGCCACAGAAACACCACCGCCAUGUUAGAGGCUCUCGCUCUAUUGAACGACGCUUCACGAGUGGACGGGGACCUGGAACAGUGGGCACGCACGCUGCCAGACGCCUGGGGUUACAAGACUGUCUCCUGGAAACACGACAUGCCUGACGAUCUAGCGAAUGCACCGCAAUACCCCGGGCCGAAGCACGUUUACGAGGACACCUUCAUCGCGAACAUCAUGAAUGAUUACAGAGUGAGCCGCAUCUUCUGCCAAUCGGUCAUCCUUUCCUGCACGGCCUGGCUGUCGCCUCCAGGUGAGGACUUGUCCACGGAAUCACAAUGUCUCAUUGCACGCCACACGAUCCAGCAGAUGGUCGACGAUAUCUGCGCCAGCGUCCCCUUCCACAUGGAUUACUCCCUCCAAUCCAAAGCGCGAUCCAUGGGGCAAGACGAAGGUGCUGCAGAAGCCCUCGGCGGCUACUUUCUCGUCUGGCCUAUUUUCGUUGCCGUAAACACAGAGUCUGUGCCGCGACAACAGCGCGAGUGGCUCCAAGGUCGCCUGUCCCACAUCGGCCACACUUUCGGGCUUAAUCAGGCGCAGGUGCUGCUGCUCGCGCGGCGACACGUCCUAACUUGCGGGCCUGUAUUUCCAUAA